CCAGGCAACAGCUGAGGACCCAGGUCUCCCCUGUAAACACAAGAUUGAUCCAAUUGACAAGUAGCGCAACUCGGCUCCUUAAUUGCUGAACGCCGUUUUACCCUUGUGUAAAAUGGUUGAGACGGAGGCCUACCAAGGGGACCAGGGGAUGGCAGUGCGCAAGCCAUCCCCUGCUGCUGCUGACCUGGUUUCCACCCUAAAGAAGGCCCUUUUCAUCAUAGGCUCAACCACUAUUGUCUUUGUUGCCCUGAGGAACAGUCUCACAUAUCAUCUGCAGCACUUCUGGGGAGCUUCUGGUGACUUUUGGCAACACCAGUGGGACAAAAUCCUUCAGACUUUUGGAGAUGAUCCUUACUUCCUCAUGGUUUACGGGUCAACAAUCGUGUCCUACUUUGUCUAUUGGAGCAUCGGCAUCCUGUACACCCUAAUGGACACGACAAACAAGCCAGCCUUCCUCCGUCGAUACAAAGUGCAACCAGGAACAAAUGAACCAGUCGAACCUUGGAAGCUUGUAAAGUGUAUCCUCUGGGUACACUUCAACCAGAUCUUCGUGGGUAUUCCAUUUUCCAUUGCCAGUUACUACUUGCUUGCUCUGCGUGGCUACGACCAGUCCCCACAGCUGCCCACUUUCCACUGGGUACUCUUCGAACUUAUUAUUUGCAUUUUGCUUGAAGAAGUUGGAUUUUACUACUCACAUAGGCUGUUCCACCACCGACUGCUCUACAAGCACUUCCACAAGAUGCACCAUGAGUGGCAAAGCCCCAUUGCCAUCACAGCCAUCUAUGCCCACCCACUGGAGCACAUCUGUUCCAACCUCUCGCCGGUAUUCCUUGGCCCACUGGUCCUUGGCUCACACGUGGCUACUGUCUGGCUCUGGGUCAGCCUCACCAUCCUCAGCACCCUUAAUGCCCACAGUGGAUAUCAUCUGCCAUUCUUCCCAUCACCUGAGGCUCAUGACUUCCAUCACUUGAAGUUCAAUCAGUGCUAUGGUGUACUAGGGGUGCUUGACCUCCUCCACGGCACAGACGACAAGUUCCGUGCCUCGAAGUGCUUCUCCCGCCACCUGAUGAUGCUGUCUCUCAUUCCCCCCCGUGAGGCAUAUCCUGAUGAUGAGCAUAAGGGCAAGACAGUCAAAGGGAAGCAGUGUUAGUCAUGCAACUGGGCUCCAAGGGGAGACAGUCAGACUUUGCAUGAUAUUGAAAAAGAAGCAAGGAAAUGAGAAAAACAUGAAAGUAUUGUUGUCUUACCAUUCUUCAUAUAUAAGCUCUAGUAUGAAAUGUGUCACUGCUGCAGCUGCACUAAGAGCAACCACAUAGUGGGGUAUUAAAAAAAUAAUGCCAUAGAGGUUGUAAUAACUGAUUUAUUUCUGGAA
Messenger RNA from Penaeus indicus, 1372 nucleotides. Its product is annotated as fatty acid hydroxylase domain-containing protein 2-like. The record is from RefSeq and is a predicted model, not a curated record. Gene Ontology annotation, molecular function: C-4 methylsterol oxidase activity; iron ion binding. Gene Ontology annotation, cellular component: endoplasmic reticulum membrane. Gene Ontology annotation, biological process: sterol biosynthetic process. NCBI's taxonomy places the organism in Eukaryota, Metazoa, Arthropoda, Malacostraca, Decapoda, Penaeidae. Bases 113 to 1150 code for a protein of 345 amino acids. The transcript is spliced from 7 exons.